Xenopus laevis (African clawed frog) is the source of this 4142-nucleotide messenger RNA. RefSeq names its product WD repeat domain 35 S homeolog (gene wdr35.S). Gene Ontology annotation, biological process: protein localization to cilium; non-motile cilium assembly; cilium assembly. The record is from RefSeq and is a predicted model, not a curated record. The transcript has 28 exons. Gene Ontology annotation, cellular component: centrosome; intraciliary transport particle A; axoneme. NCBI's taxonomy places the organism in Eukaryota, Metazoa, Chordata, Amphibia, Anura, Pipidae. The coding region runs from base 192 to 3737 and encodes 1181 amino acids.
ACAGCUCAGGACGCCUAAAAUGGUGGGCGGGCUUUUGUACGUCACCUCCGGCUAACUCCGUUACCUAGAGACGGGAAGACUCCGCAGCCUGGUUACAGAGGUACUGGUAGUUGCGUGUCUCCGGGUUCCGUCUCCCAGUGUAUGUGUGCUGGAUGAAAAACCGGAGAGUAAAGUGAAGCGAGCCCGCAGCCAUGUUUAUUUACCUGAGCAAAAAGAUCGCCAUCCCCAAUAACAUUUGUUUGAAAUGCAUUUCCUGGAACAAAGACCAAGGUUAUAUUGCGUGCGGAGGAGAGUCUGGAUUGCUGAAAGUAUUAAAGCUGGAAAUGCAAGCAGAAGAUGCAAAACUAAAAGGACUUGCGGCACCCAGCAAUCUCUCCAUGAAUCAGACGCUUGAAGGACAUAGUGGCUCUGUACAGGUUGUGACAUGGAAUGAACAUUUUCAGAAGUUAACCACCAGCGAUCAGAAUGGGCUCAUCAUUGUGUGGAUGCUGUAUAAAGGUUCGUGGUACGAAGAGAUGAUUAAUAACAGAAAUAAAUCAGUUGUUCGUAGCAUGAGCUGGAAUGCAGAUGGACAGAAGAUCUGUAUAGUGUACGAAGAUGGAGCUGUCAUUGUUGGCUCAGUGGAUGGGAAUCGCAUUUGGGGGAAGGAGCUGAAAGGCAUACAGCUGUGCCAUGUUGCAUGGUCUCCCGACAGCAAAAUUCUUCUCUUUGGCAUGGCAAAUGGAGAAAUACAUCUAUAUGACAACCAAGGCAAUUUUAUUGUGAAAAUGGUUUUGAGUUGUUUAGUUAAUGUGACUGGUGCACUGAGUAUUGCUGGCAUGCAUUGGUAUUCAGGCACCAAAGGUUAUGUGGAACCAGAUUGCCCCUGCCUUGCUAUCUGCUUUGACAACGGAAGAUGUCAGAUAAUGAGACACGAAAAUGAGGAAAAUCCGGUCCUUAUUGACACAGGAAUGAAUGUUGUGAGUAUCCAGUGGAACCACUGUGGGAGUGUCUUGGCCAUUGCAGGAUCCCAGAGAGCGGCCUCUCAGGACAAGGAUAUUAAUAUUGUUCAGUUCUAUACACCCUUUGGGGAGCAUCUGCGCACACUAAAGGUUCCUGGCAAGCAGAUUACAGCUGUUUCAUGGGAAGGUGGAGGUUUGCGGAUUGGGCUGGCUGUGGAUUCAUUUAUAUACUUUGCAAAUAUCAGACCAGAUUACAAGUGGGGCUACUGUUCUAACACAGUGGUUUAUGCGUGUACCAGGCCAGACCGUCCAGAGUACUGCGUUGUCUUCUGGGACACCAAAAACAAUGAGAAAUAUGUGAAAUAUGUGAAGAGCUUAAUGUCCGUUACCACAUGUGGGGAUUUCUGCAUCUUAGCAACCAAAGCAGAUGAAAGUCAACAGCAGGAUGACCGAGAGACCGAAGUAAAUGGGGCAACGUACGUGUUGGUGUUGUGCAAUUCUAUUGGGACUCCCCUUGAUUCAAAAUACAUUGACCUAGUCCCGCUGUUUGUCACCAUGACAAAAACACAUGUUAUUGCGGCAUCUAAAGAAGCUUUCUACAUCUGGCAGUACCGAGUAGCUAAGAAGCUCACAGCAAUGGAGAUCAAUCAGGUGUCACGCACCCGGAAAGAAGGCAGAGAAAGGAUUUUUCAUAUCGACGAUAAUCCUUCAGGAUCCAUGGAGGGAUUAAUCGAUUACACCAAAUCAGUGGAGUCAACGAGAGAUCCUAUCUGUUGUAUAACUGCAUCUGAUAAAGUCCUCAUUGUGGGACGCGAAUCAGGAACACUGAAGAAAUACACUUUACCCAGUGUGAGUCUGGUUCAACAGUAUAUGCUAGGCAACCGUGCAUAUCAGAUGAGCCUAAACUGCAAUGCCAGCCGCCUUGCUAUCAUAGAUAUUUCUGGAGUCCUGACUUUCUUUGAUUUGGAAGCGCGAUACACAGAUAAUACAGGGCAACAAAUGAUUGGAGAGCAGCUUAAGCUCGAACGCAAAGAUGUCUGGGACAUGAAGUGGGCCAGUGACAACCCCGACUUGUUUGCAAUGAUGGAAAAAACAAGGAUGUAUGUCUUCCGAAACCUGGAUCCUGAGGAGCCGAUUCAAACAUCAGGGUACAUCUGCAAUUUUGAAGAUUUAGAAAUAAAGUCUGUUCUUUUGGAUGAGUUGUUAAAGGAUCCUGAGCACCCAAACAAAGAUUACAUCAUUAACUUUGAAAUCCGUUCCCUGAGAGACAGUCGGGCACUGAUUGAGAAAGUAGGAAUUGAAGAUGCUUCACAGUUUAUAGAAGAUAACCCACACCCUAGACUGUGGCGCCUAUUAGCCGAAGCUGCCCUUGAGAAGCUGGACCUUCCAACUGCCGAGCAGGCGUUUGUGCGCUGCAAGGAUUACCAAGGCAUCGAGUUUGUAAAACGCCUAGGAAACCUACAGAGUGAGUCCAUGAAGCAAGCUGAAAUCGCUGCCUACUUUGGCAGGUUUGUGGAAGCAGAGAAAAUGUACUUAGACAUGGACCGAAGAGACCUUGCUAUUGGACUGCGCAUAAAGCUGGGUGACUGGUUCCGAGUAUUGCAGCUGCUCAAACAUGGCUCUGGUGAUUCGGACGAUUCUCUGCUGGAACAAGCAUAUAAUGCUAUCGGUGACUACUUUGCAGAUAGACAGAAAUGGGUGAAUGCUGUGCAGUACUACGUUCAAGGCAGAAACCAGGAGCGACUCGCUGAGUGCUACUACAUGCUGGAAGAUUAUAAUGGGCUUGAGGUUCUUGCCAACUCACUUCCUGAAAACCACAAAUUACUUCCUGAGAUCGCCCGCAUGUUUGUGACGGUGGGAAUGUGUGAGCAGACAGUGGCCGCCUUUCUGAAGUGUAACCUGCCUAAAGCUGCAGUAGAUGCGUGUGUGCACUUAAACCAGUGGAAUAAGGCUGUGGAGCUGGCUAAGAACCAUAACAUGAAAGAAAUUGGAUCUCUGCUAGCCAAGUACGCUUCUCAUUUGUUAGAGAAGAACAAAACACUUGAUGCCAUUGAACUGUACCGCAAAGCCAACCAUUUCCUUGAAGCCGCCAAGCUCAUGUUCAAGAUUUCUGAAGACGAGGCAAAGAAAAGGAGCAAACCUCUUCGUGUUAAGAAACUUUAUGUCCUGGCAGCAUUACUUGUGGAACAAUACCAUGAGCAUAUGAAGACUACACAGAAGGGAAAGCUGAAAGGAAAGAGAACAGAAGCGACCUCGGCCUUAGCCAGUUUACUGGAAGAAGACAGUAUGUUAUCUGACAAUCGAAUUAUUGACCAUGCCUGGAGAGGGGCUGAAGCCUAUCACUUUUUUCUGCUUGCCCAGAGACAGCUCUAUGAGGGUCACUUGGAUGCAGCUAUGAGAACGGCUCUUCACCUGAGAGAUUAUGAAGACAUCAUUCCUGCUGUGGAAAUCUAUUCGCUCUUGGCCCUUUGUGCUUGUGCUAAUAGAGCAUUCGGCACUUGCUCUAAAGCCUUCAUCAAACUGGAAUCUCUGGAGAAUUUAACUGCUGAACAGAGGCAACAGUAUGAAGAUCUUGCCUUGGAAAUCUUCACGAAGCACAGCCCAAAGGACACCCGAAAGCCUGAUCUGGAAAGCUUCCCUGAAGGAGGGGAAGGCAAACUCCCAACAUGCAUUGCUUCGGGAAGAGUGAUCACAGAAUACCAGUUCUGGAUGUGCAACGUGUGCAAGCACUGUGUGCAAGACCGAGAGAUCGGCAAUUACAGCUUCUGUCCUCUCUGCCACAGCUCAAUAGCUUGAGGCCGGAACUUGUAGCGGAAAUCAAAAAUAUUAGAUUCAAAUAUUUUUUAUUAAUAGCUUUUCAAGUGAUUUCCAGCACAAAUUGGGGCUCGAGUUUAUUGUAGGGAUGCACCGAAUCCAGGAUUUGGUUCGGGAUUCGACCAAAUCCUUCUGCAUGGCCCAACCGAAUCGGAACCCUAAUUUGCAUAUGCCAAUUAGGGGUGGGAGGGAAAUCGUGUUCGGUAUUUGGCCAAAGCUUUCACGAAGGAUUCAGGGUUUUGGUCAAAUCCAAAAUAGUGGAUUUGUUGCAUCCCUAGUUUAUUGGUUCUCCUAUAACUGGGAAUGCCAUCAUCACACUUAAAAUUGGCUCCUUUUAUUAUUUUUUAUACAAUAUGUGCUCAUCGCCAAUAUGAUGGCAUCAUAUUU